Dermatophagoides farinae (American house dust mite) is the source of this 973-nucleotide messenger RNA. It is a transcript of the gene EMC10, whose product is annotated as ER membrane protein complex subunit 10. The record is from RefSeq and is a predicted model, not a curated record. Gene Ontology annotation, cellular component: EMC complex. NCBI's taxonomy places the organism in Eukaryota, Metazoa, Arthropoda, Arachnida, Sarcoptiformes, Pyroglyphidae.
CAUUCUUGAGAUGAUCGAAUCAUCAUUGAUCAUAACAAGCGGAAUAAUUUUUUUUGAACUCAAAAUAAUCGAAAAAAUGCCCCAAUUGCAUCAUAAUCAUUGGAUAAAAUUAAUGUUAUUAGCAUUAAUUUAUCUAGGUCAAACGUCAUGUGAUCAUCAUCAUCAUCAUCAGGCCAACAUAAUCAUCAACAAUAAUAAUAAUAUUGAUGAUAUUCAAUCACAAAAUAUAAUGAAUAAUAAUCAAAUCAACAAUCUAGUCAUCAUUCGUUUGUAUCAUGCAUUCAAUUCAGAACAAAAUUAUCAAUAUCGUGGUCUUUUAACCAUACAGAAUAAUGUUCCAAUCAUUAAACAAGAUUUAAUCAAUGAUGAACAAUUACAAUUGUUACGAGAAUCAGCAAAAAAUGGUGACAAUUAUUAUCUGAAAGCUGAAGCUCAUCAAACAUUGGUUUUCGAACAUGAAAAACCAUAUCAGAUUACUAAAACAUUUAUACCUGCUUGUGCAUUAUUGGAAUCAUCAUUAAAUGAUCAGCUAUGGAUUUCAUUAGAUGUCAAUUCUCGAUUCGUAUAUUUAAUGGCAAAUGUUCCGAAUGUUUAUUGUUCGUCAUCAUCAACAUUAUCAACAUCAUCGAUUGAUAAUUCUUGGACAUUGAAAUCAUUCAAUACAACUGUUUUAUACAGUAAAACUGUCAUCUCUUCAGGACCAGAAACAAAAACCUAUUUAUUACGUGUUGAACAACAAAGACAGGAAAAAUUACGCGGCAAUAAACAGGAUAAUCGAUCAUUUUUAGCUAAAUACUGGAUCUAUAUUGUUCCCGUAAUGUUCUUUAUGAUAUUAUCAUCAUCAAUGAAUCCGGAGGCUGGUGGCCAAAGAUAAUCUCAUAUUGCGCAAUUUAAUCUUUGUCAUAUACAAUAUGAAUAGAAAAUCAUGUCAAAUUCCAAAUAAAAUUUAUUAUAUUCAAUGAAAAAACAAAAA